UGGGACAAUACACUCUGCCGCAGGGUAGAGAUAGCGUACAUAUCAGAUGAAGCUAUCUUUCUUUCCGAGUAAUUCUCUCCAACGAAAGCAAUUGGUCAAAACAAAAUAAAAACAAAAAUGGAAUUAAUCUAAGACUCUUACCACAAACGACAACUUUUUCUAUCUCCUUUCAAUCCUUCAAUCUCAACCCCACAAUCUCCAUUCACUUACACAGACACUUUCUGUUUCAUUCACAAUUCAAACCUCAAUCGCCAUGUCUGAACAGGAAGCUGGCAAAGGGUCUCCAAAAGCUUCGUCUUUGAGUCCCUAUGAAGAAGCAAUGGAGGCCUUGUCAUCUUUGAUCACUAGACGCACUCGUGCUGAUGGAACCAACAUGGGGGAUCAAUUUGACCUGUUGUUUGAUUACCUAAAGAUGCUAGAUUUGGAGGAGCCGAUUGCAAACAUGAAGAUUAUCCAUGUGGCUGGUACUAAAGGGAAGGGAUCUACAUGCACCUUCGCAGAAUCUAUAUUACGUAACUGUGGUUUUAGCACUGGACUCUUCACAUCUCCUCACCUCAUUGAUAUUCGAGAAAGAUUUCGUUUAGAUGGUAUGGAAAUCUGUGAAGAGAAAUUUUUAGCAUACUUCUGGUGGUGUUAUGAUAGACUAAAGGAAAAAACUGAUGACAAUAUUCCAAUGCCUACAUAUUUUCGUUUCCUUGCUUUACUUGCCUUCAAGAUAUUUGCAGCAGAGCAGGUAGAUGUUGCUAUAAUGGAGGUAGGAUUAGGUGGCAAAUAUGAUGCGACAAAUGUGGUUCAGUCACCUAUUGUGUGUGGAAUAGCUUCCCUUGGGUAUGAUCACAUGGAGAUUCUUGGGAAUACUUUAGGAGAAAUUGCCGGUGAGAAGGCUGGUGUCUUCAAGAAUCGGAUUCCAGCUUUCACAGUGCCUCAACCUGAUGAAGCAAUGCAUGUACUCGAAGAGAAGGCUUCUCAAUUAAAUGUGCCUCUUCAAGUGGUAACUCCAUUAGAUGCCAAAUUGCUAAAUGGUUUAAAACUUGGUCUUGAAGGUGAGCACCAAUAUCUAAAUGCAGGUCUUGCCACUGCACUGUGCUUUACAUGGCUCAAAAGGACUGGGCAUCUUGGAGACAUUUAUUUGGAACAAACUGACACUUUGCCAGAGCAGUUCAUAAAAGGGUUAACAAGUGCAAGUUUGCAAGGAAGGGCUCAGAUUGUUCCUGACCAACACAUUAAGAGUGAAAGAUCAAAUGAACUUGUUUUCUUUUUAGAUGGGGCUCAUAGUCCUGAAAGCAUGGAAGUUUGUGCAAAGUGGUUUUCUCUAGCAAUUAAAGAAUACAACCCAGACCAAACCUUGUUUCAUCAGCAACGUGAUAAUUCUAAGUUCUCAUAUGAAGUAGUGAAGACACACCAUGGCGAGAGAGGAUCCCAGAUAAAAUCCACUCCGAUAUUGCUGUUCAAUUGUUUGACUGUACGAGAUCCACAGUUGCUUCUUCCCCGCCUGAUGAAAACGUGUGCCGAUCAUGGUGUUUACUUCAAGAAGGCGCUCUUCGUACCAAGUUUAUCUGUGUUUAAUAAAGUUGGACCCCAGGCUUAUACGCUGACUGAUUCCAAAGUUGAUCUGUCGUGGCAGUUCAAUCUUCAAAGAGUGUGGGAAAAUCUAAUGCAAGGCAGCAAAGGUAAAGUUACAGACAUUGUUACUGAAGAACUAAAAGAUGAUAUGGAAAUGAGUGCCAGUAAUUGUGAACAUAGUGCAGUGUUUUCGUCAUUGCCAUUGGCAAUCAAAUGGCUCAGGGAUAGAGUGCAUCAAAAUCAGUCAGUUCGUUUUCAGGUCCUUGUGACCGGCUCUUUACAUCUUGUUGGUGACGUGUUGAAAUUAGUCAAGAAGUGAUUCGUUGAGCAAAUUGAAGUUUCCUUCAAGAUAGGCUUCCAUUCUGAUGCUGAAACAGACUCCAUAAUUUGGCAUAAAGAUGAGUUUUCUCUGGCAUUGACACAGUUCAUUGCAGAGCUAGUUGUGCACUUUGGUUCGGAAAAUCCAACAGUGUCGGUGUGCCAUCAACAUUCAACCAUUGGUUCACUCUCAAAGAUAGAGACUCUUCUAAAGAAAUGUACAUUUAUUUGAUACAUUCAACCCAUUGGUUCUUUGUCACUUUUUAUUUUUAUUUUUAAUCUUUGUUUCUUAUGUAACAAUCCCCAUAUUCAAGGUUUUUGUAAUAGGUCCAAACAUUCGAAAAUUAGUUUAUAAUAUUUCAAAAUUUCAAAAAUAA
Cajanus cajan (pigeon pea) is the source of this 2258-nucleotide messenger RNA. RefSeq names its product DHFS-FPGS homolog B (gene DFB). Gene Ontology annotation, molecular function: tetrahydrofolylpolyglutamate synthase activity; ATP binding. Gene Ontology annotation, biological process: tetrahydrofolylpolyglutamate biosynthetic process. NCBI's taxonomy places the organism in Eukaryota, Viridiplantae, Streptophyta, Magnoliopsida, Fabales, Fabaceae. Gene Ontology annotation, cellular component: cytosol; mitochondrion; cytoplasm. The record is from RefSeq and is a predicted model, not a curated record.